AAUUAUAUAAACUCUGUAAUCAAACAACUAUCACUUUAGUAGUUCAAAACUAGCUAAACAAAUAUGGCUGAUAAAGUAGCUGUAGUGACUGGCUCCAAUAAAGGAAUAGGUUACGGCAUAGUUCGAGAAUUGUGCAAACGUGGAGUUGGACACGUUUAUCUAACUGCGAGAGACGUAAAAAGAGGUCAAGAAGCAGUCAAAAAUUUGAAUAAAGAAGGCUUUAACCCGCUUUUCCAUCAACUUGAAGUUACCGACAAGAACAGUGUGAAGGCAUUUGCAGCACACCUAAAACAAAAACACGGAGGCCUGGAUAUCCUUAUUAACAAUGCUGGACUCAUCACAUCCAAUUUGACAAAAACUACUUACGGAGAUUCCCUACAAGUAAUUAAUAUUAAUUAUUACAGCGUAUUAACUAUUCAAGAGUAUAUGUUUCCAAUUUUAAAGGAUAACGCUCGUGUCGUAAACAUAUCAAGUGAUUGCGGUCAUAUUUCCAAUCUAAAAAACCCUUACUGGAUCAAUCGUCUUACAAAGAAAGAUCUUAAACUUGAAGAUGUGAAUGCAUUUAUAGAAUGGUUUUUGGACUCCGUUAAGACAGGAACAAUGAACAGUGAAGACUUUGUCGAAACUUCAUUAUUGGCGUACAGAAUCUCCAAGAUUGCUCUUUGUGCUUUAACGAGAAUACAGCAAAAGGAAGUGGGUCGAGGUAUUUCUAUAAAUUCAUUACAUCCAGGAUUUGUCAAGACAAGUAUGACAAAGACCUUAACACCUAUAGAAAUUGGUUCCUUGACUAUAGAUGAAGCUAGUCAAACUCCGGUUUAUUUAGCUUUAGAUAUUGAUCAAUCAGUAAAAGGGAAGUACUUCUGGUUUGAUAAAACCGAAAAGGAGUGGACGGAUCCCAAUCUUAAGUCAUACUUUGUGAAUUCGAUAGUUGAGGAGAGUUUGAAAGAUGCAAAUAUCUAAUUUAAUACGUGUAUAAAAACGAUAAAACUAAAAAUGACCAUACGCCUGUAUUCAAUACCCUCUAUUCAAUAUCCUAUAUGUAUUACAACGCAUUAAAGAGGCAUCCUGAAUAAAAAAAACUCGUUUGUGCUUACAACUUGAUGUCUAGCGUCAUACUUAUUUUAUUAUUUAUUAUUAUACUAAUUUUAACAGAUUCAUGCAAAACGAUUUAACCAAAAAUUAGCCCCUUUACUAAUUUAGUUUAAUACCUAAAGCACAUAUUUGCCGCAAUAUUAAUCAAUAUAAGUGAAACUUCACCAAAUCGCGAAGCAACAGUGAAACGCCAGUCAUGAUGCAGACUCCAAAAGAGUUAUCUCAAGACAACAUCAAAGACUCAGUAAAAUUUUUGCGUUACAACAAUCUAAGGUUACAAAAGGCAGUUUUGCUUUUGUUUCGUAUAAAAGUCAAAGCGAUACUUCAACAGUACUUUUACAUUUUUGCAGUGGAGAUGUGUUAACAAGAAGGCUACUAGGUGUAAAUUUUUAACUAUUUUACUGACACUAUUUUUUUUUUUUAUAAAGAAUAUUAGCCAUGCUAAUCAUGACUAAUACUCCCCUUUCCCCUCCAAAUAAGCGUAAACCUUGUGUCUGGAGUGGGUACGACAAUAGUGCAACGGGUGAGGUUUGAACCGCCGACCUUUCGGAAUUCAGUCCGCUCCUCAACCGUUGAGCUAUCGAGGCUCAACUUUACUUAAGAAAAUGUAAUAUCAUGGUAAUAGGUACUUAUUAAAUUAUAUUACAGUUUCUU
Messenger RNA from Maniola jurtina (meadow brown), 1746 nucleotides. Its product is annotated as carbonyl reductase [NADPH] 1-like. The record is from RefSeq and is a predicted model, not a curated record. The transcript has a single exon. Bases 64 to 960 code for a protein of 298 amino acids. Gene Ontology annotation, molecular function: oxidoreductase activity. NCBI's taxonomy places the organism in Eukaryota, Metazoa, Arthropoda, Insecta, Lepidoptera, Nymphalidae.